Molecule: messenger RNA, 1508 nt
Organism: Apis laboriosa (Himalayan honeybee)
Lineage: Eukaryota; Metazoa; Arthropoda; Insecta; Hymenoptera; Apidae
Gene: MrgBP
Product: MRG/MORF4L-binding protein
Exons: 5
Coding region: 235-978 (247 amino acids)
Biological process (GO): regulation of transcription by RNA polymerase II
Cellular component (GO): NuA4 histone acetyltransferase complex; nucleus
Source: RefSeq, a predicted model, not a curated record
CUAACUUUUUUAAACUUAUGUCAAAAUUUGGAAUUAUUUUUCCAGUUUCCUCAGUUAAUUUUGUUUCUAAUUCAAAUAAUGUAACUACUCUGUCAUCAUCAACUGGAAUCUGUAAAACACUUAUACUUUCUUUACCACGAUUAGAGCAUUUGGCUACACUGCUUGCAGUGCUAUUAACUAAAGUAUGUGGGUGUUAUAAAAUUGGUACAUCAUAUAAUUUUAUGAAUAUAAACAAUGGCAGUUAAAGAAAAGCAAACGGAUACUUCUACUGACGAAAUAGAAUGGAAUAUUGAAAAUGAAAUUCAAUUAUUCUUUGCUAUGAAUGGUCAUAAACCCGUUGGUAUUAAUAAAUAUUUUCACAUGGUUUGCAUAUGGGAAAAAUUUCGUGCUGCAAUUCACAAGGAUGUAUCAUUAAAAACAAUUUGGGAACAUUUAGAAUCAAUGUAUGAUCUAAUGGCUCUGGAUGAUAUGGAAGAUUUACCAUUUCCCAGUCAAGAGAUAGAUUUUUCUUUACCAGAACAAGAAUUUUUGGGACCAAUUAAAUCUCGAAAGAGAGAAGAACCAGAAUUAAAGCUAAAAGAACAAAGAGAUAAAUUUAAAGAACUUAAGAAAGAAAAAGAUUUUAAGGAUAUUAUGAAAAAAGAUACUGUUCUUCGUGAUCUUAAAGGAAGUAAAGAUAUUGAUAAAAAAAAGGAAGAAUUUAAAAAAUAUGUAAAAGACAUAGAACUCAAAAAAGAUAAACUCAGAGAAAUUAAAGAUAUUAGGAAAGAUUAUAAAUCUCCUAAAGGACGAUCAAAAGGAAAGGAUGAUGUUGAAGAAAUAGCUUCAAAUGGUAAAAAGGAACGUAAAGAUUCUGAUUCUGUCCGAGAAAGCUUAAAGAGAGGUCCAAAACGACCAACAAGACAAAGUGUGGAUUGCACAUCUAAAGCAUCCUCUAGUCCACGUGAUACACCUCCACCAAAACGAAGGAGAAUAUAACAAUUUAUUUUAAGUUAUUAUAUGUACAUUGUAUAAACAUUGUUUGAAUUUUAAUAUAAGAAUAAAAUGUGAAUCAUGUAUUUUUCUGUACAUGAAACACAUGAUAACUAAUACUUUAAAAUUUAAUUUUAUAAAAAAGAUUUACAUUAAGUCAUUGUAAAUAUUCUGUAAUGCAAAAAAAGUAUUAAAUGUUUAUUAAAAUUUAUAAUUUUUUUCGCAAAAAAAAAACAAUAUUAAGGUAAUCAGUAUAAUUUAUUAAGUAAUCUAAUGAUUACAAUAAAAAUCAUAUGUUAUGAAAAUAGAUAAAGCAAAAAUUGGUAUUGAUUACUCAUUAAUCAAUAUUUAUUACAGAGAUUGUAACAUCUUCAUUGACAUAUAUAUGUAAAAAUUAGAUGAUUAAAAAUUUGGCCAUACUGAGUUUAUCUGUGCUAUUGGAAUAAUUGGUGAUCCUCAUUUUUGUUGAUGGAAUGAAUUGUAAUAUUGUAUUAAAAUAGAAUCCAGACACUAUAGAAGAUUUUUAUGUGUCGGAG